Messenger RNA from Thamnophis elegans (Western terrestrial garter snake), 5151 nucleotides. RefSeq names its product semaphorin 6C (gene SEMA6C). The transcript has 19 exons. The record is from RefSeq and is a predicted model, not a curated record. Gene Ontology annotation, molecular function: semaphorin receptor binding; chemorepellent activity. Lineage: Eukaryota; Metazoa; Chordata; Lepidosauria; Squamata; Natricidae. Gene Ontology annotation, biological process: negative chemotaxis; semaphorin-plexin signaling pathway; negative regulation of axon extension involved in axon guidance. The coding region runs from base 346 to 3438 and encodes 1030 amino acids.
GCUGGGCUCGGCUCGGCCGCCGCGGCUUUGUUCCGGAGCCUUUCCCCGCCGCGGGCGGGCUGGCUGGCUGGCUGGCCCUCCUUCCCUCCAGCCCGCCCUCCCUCCAGCCCUGCCCGGAGUCCGGAGCCGCCACUCGCCCGGGGCAGCUCGGCAGCUCCGACGCCCGCAGAGGAGGAGGAGGAGGAGGAGAGCCGGGCUGGCCGGCCCGCGGGCCCCUGCAGCAGCCUCGUCCGGACCGGACCGCCCCGCGGGGGACGGGCUGGCUCUUCCUCCGCCGAGACCAGCGGAGCCCCCGGGGUGGGAGCAUGCUGGACUCCUAGGCUCCCACCGGCCCCCCCGGAAAGGAUGAUCGUGGCCUCUCCCCUGCCUGCUCUCUUUCUCUUCCUGGCAUCGGCUGCUUCCUUCCCCAGAGAUCUGGCUCCCUUCCACGUGGUCAGCGAGACAGGAACCCACUUGUACCCCUCCUUCCGUGGCUUGGGGGGAGAGAAUGACUCGGACACUUUGGGCCUGGACUUCCAAAGCAUGUUGCAAAUUAACCACACCCUCUUUGUGGCUGCCCGGGACCACGUCUUCGCUUUUGACCUCGGACAGACUGCGAGCAGUUUCUCUCCCAAGAGGCAUCUCACCUGGAAGGCGCAGGACGUGGAGAAUUGUGCUGUCCGCGGGAAGCUUCGGGACGAGUGUUACAACUACAUCAAAGUUUUGGUGCCCAAGAACGAACAAUCCCUCCUGGCCUGCGGCACCAACGCCUUCCACCCGGUGUGCCGGACAUACAAGAUCAGCAAUUUUCAACAGGAAGGAGAGGAGCUGAAUGGCCAGGCACGAUGCCCCUUUGAUACCAAGCAGACCAACGUGGGCAUCUUUGCGGACGGGAAUCUUUAUUCUGCCACCGUCGCCGACUUCCAAGCCAGCGAUGCGGUUAUCUACCGGAGUCUGGGCGAGAGGAGCCCCGUGCUUCGGACGGUUAAGUACGACUCCAAGUGGCUACGAGAACCUCAUUUUAUUCACGCGAUGGAAUACAAGGAGUUUGUCUAUUUCUUCUUCCGUGAGAUCUCCGUGGAAUAUACCACGCUGGGACGGGUGAUUUUUUCCCGCGUGGGGAGGGUCUGUAAGAACGACAUGGGGGGCUCCCCGCGGGUGCUGGAGAAGUACUGGACGUCCUUCCUGAAGGCCCGGCUCAACUGCUCCGUCCCCGGGGACGCCUUCUUCUACUUCGACGUCCUUCAGGCCGUCACCGACGUCGUCCUGGUCAACGGCCGGCCAUCCGUCUUCGGCGUCUUUACCACCCAGUCCAACAGCAUCACCGGUUCAGCCGUCUGCGCCUUCGACAUGGAGGAAGUGGAGAGGGUCUUCGGGGGGAGGUUCAAAGAGCAGAAAAACACGGAUGCCGGUUGGACCCCCAUCUCUGAGGACAAAGUCCCCACCCCCAGACCUGGCAGCUGCGCUGGGGUGGGCCAGGCCUUGGGGUACCGGACCUCCAACGAGUUUCCUGACACCACGCUGAGCUUCAUCAAGUCCCACCCGCUCCUGGACGAGGCCGUGGGCUCUGUGGGGAGCCAGCCCUGCUUCACCAAGACCUCCAGCAGGUACCGGCUGACCCGCCUGGCCGUUGACCCCUCCGCGGGCCCCUCCCACAACGUCACCGUCCUGUUCCUGGGCUCGGAAGACGGGACGGUGCUGAAGGUGGUCUCACGGCCCACCAGCAACCACACGAUGCAGCCCCUCCUCUUGGAAGAGGCCUCCGUCUACCAGCCCUCCCGGUGUAGCGUGAAGCGUGAGGACCGGCAGGUCCUGGGGCUGCAGCUGGACAAGGCAAACCACGCCCUCUACGUGGCCUUCUCCGGCUGCGUGGUCCGGAUGCCCCUCAGCCGCUGUGGGGCCCACAGCACCUGCCGCAGGAGCUGCCUGGCUUCCAGAGACCCCUACUGCGUCUGGCUCCCCUCCGGGACUUGUGCAAACUUCGGCAACGAAAUCAGAAGCGGAUUUGAGCAAGAUCUGGAAAACGCCACCAAGCCCCGGGGCAACUGUCAAGAGGGCGUGACGUCCACGGGGGAACACGACAGCCUCAGUGACUCGGCUUAUGGGGAUGCGCAGACCACGCCGGCGUCCUCCGGGCUCUCCUCCGAGGCGCCCCCGGGGUCUCCCUCUGCUAGCUUGGCUCCCGGCGCCCACCCAGCCCCUGGCGCGGGCGACCCCCGUUUCACCCUCCACGUGGCUGUGAGCACGCAGGGCGUGAGGCAAGAGCCGGAGGCGACGGACGGUGCCAAGUCGGUCCACUUCACCUUCCUCAUCGGCUGCGUCUUCGUGGCCUUCCUCCUGGGUGCCUUCCUCUCCGGCCUGCUGGUCUCCUGCUACUGCAGCCACAGCCUGCAACGCGCCAAGCACCCGGGAAAGGACCCCGAGAACGGCAUCCAGCGCCCACUCUCCCUCCGCAGCCUGGCCAAGAUGAACACCCUGCUGGAAGGCGGCCAGGCCAAGGACGGGAUGAUGGAGACGGCGGCCCCACAGCUCUACACCACCCUGCUCCCCAGCGAGAAGGAGCUGCCCAGUGCCCCGGCCAAGCCCGGCGUCCGAGAACACCCCGAGCUCUCCGCCCUGCCCACGCCAGAAUCCACGCCGGAACUCCCCGUCAAGAACAUGAAGGCCAUCCGGAACCAGUGGGAGAAAAACCAGAACUUCAACAACGCUAAGGACGCCCAGGGGAAGGCGCUGCCCUUCCACGCCCCGGUACCCAAUACGUUCUCCUUCUCUGGCCCGGGAGGGGUCCCCGGGCACCUGCACGGCUACGACGCCCCCUUGGGGGGCUACGUGGAUGAGAAGAAGAUCUCCAACUCGGAGCGGGUGCUGGUGCGGCCCUCCCCGCUGCCCAAAGGCAUGGAGGUCACCACCUUGGAAGAGCUGCUCAAACAUCUCCACGGGGCCGGGGCCUCCGUGCCCCCCGCCUUCCCGCCUUCGUCCGUGGCUUUUGCCAACCGGGUGCAGCCGAAGGUGCCCAAUCUGGAUGGCGCUCCGUAUUACAACACCUCCACGCUGCCUCGGCGGCUGGACAUUCCUCCGGACGCUCCCUUGCCGUUGGGUCUGGACAAAGCGGGCCGCUCUGUCACCCACAGACAUUCUCUCUGUGGCGCCCCGAAGCUGGUGAACGUGGGCGGGGGCGGUGGGGGGCUGCUGAUGCGGCAGCACAGCCUGGGCCAGGCGGGGAGGCUGCCCCCGGCCCUCCUGACCCGCAUGCACUCCACGGGCAGCUCCGUGCCCCACGAGGGGCACCACGCCAUCUUCCUGGCCAGGCAACACAGCUACGGCGACCAGGGGCCGCUUCCCAGCCAUGCGGGUGGCAUCCGGCGGUCGGUCUCGCUGAUCAAGCCGGGCAUGGCCCCCCAGUCCCUCUUCCAGCCUUCCUCUCCACCCGCCCAGCCCUCCGGCCCCUUCAACUAUUGAGCCCCCUGCGGAAGGAGGAGCGUGACUUGAACCCAGAGCCGGGCCCCUCUGCGAAGGUCCCUUUGGCCACAUCCACCCCAGGGAUUUCAAAUCCGAGUGCCUUGUGAAAGGGAAGGUCCCACGCAGGUGGCACAGGUGGGGCUUGGCAGGAGGGGCACCUGCUUCCUUCCCUCUCCCUGCCAGAUGCUUCCAGAAGAUUCUUUGGCCUCCGGGCCCCCCCACGCCCCCGAGGGGCCCCCAAAGUAGCAAAGCUGGCCGUUCUUCCCUACCUCACGGGUGAGGCCUCGAAGGCGGCCGCCUCGGCAUAGCCCACCCUCACCCAUUCCUUAUGCAAGAAAUCUCCACCGAGGAUGCCCGCCUCCCGCUCGCUCACGCUCUGCCAACGGGCACCGAAUGUUGCCUCCAAAGGCUGUGAAAUGCUUGGGGGAGCAGAGACCCAUUCGAGCAACCGGCUGUGGGCAGGGGUCUCCCCGGGGGGCCCUCCCUCCCUCCCUCCUCUCCGCCAGGGCCAACCUGCAAAUGGUCACCGUUUCGAUCCCGCCACGUGGGCCGAAGGACUCCGAACUCAACGUUAGCGAUUUUGCAAAAAACUGCAUUUUCAAAGGGGUGGAUUUCACGCCGUGCUGCCAAAAGGGGAGGGGGUCCCAGGGCACAGUUUUGGGGUGGGCUUUUUCAACCAGGGUGGGGGGGGGGUUCUCUGGGAGCAGUGGGCGUUUCAGGAGACCAAACAGGUCCGUCUCCAUAUCCAGAAUGCGAUGCUCAGAGGACUCGGAAUGAUCUGAACUCGGGGCAGGCGGCGACCACUGGGGUGAGAGAACCAUGGGGAAGGGGGUGGCAAAGGUGGGCCUCGCCCCCCCCCCCCAGCCCGUCUUCGUAGCACUUUUGGUAUUUGUGCGUGUGUGUUUUUCCUCCCAAAAGGGCAGAUUCCUGUGGCUCCCAUUGCCUGUGAGAAAUGACCCUUGGCUGGACUUGAACUCACGGCCGUUCCCUCCAGCGAGGGAAAAACUUCGGGGUCCUGGCUAGGCCCCCCCCCCCAAUCAGCCCCUCGUGGCUGGCAUUCUUCCACGGACCCAAUUCGGGCCUCUCUCUUUUUCUAAAGACCCUCCCCUUCCCUUUUGGGGAGGGUGGAGAGACUCCAAUGAAGGCCAAAUUAUGGGAGGGGGAUCCCCAAAUUUUCUUCUCAAGUUACACUCCCCACCACCACCACCACCACCACCAGAUCCCGUCCGGUGGAUUUUUCGCAUGGCCCAGCUUGGUUCAUCCUGUUCACCUACGCCUUGAUUCUUGUUCCGGCUGAGCUUGGAAGCGCCAGCUUGUCUAGCCCAGCCCGCGCAAGGAGCUAGUCAACAAAGAGGUUUGUAAACGCGUUUCCGAGCUGGGUGUCCCCAUGAACAGUGGAAAUAAUGUACAGAUGUUUUCCCCAGGUGCUCCAGAAUCGGAGAGAGAGGCUCUUCCAUAACGGUGGCUUGCAAAACAAGAGGAAAAUUAGAAAGCCGGGGAGGGGGGGGGGAUUAUUUUGAUGUUGUACUUGCAAUCUGCCCCUCCCCGAAAUGGGGGGGGGAGGCGUGGGCGACCCAAGAGGAGGAGGGGAGAUCCUGUAAACUGACCCAUUUUUUUUUAUUUCAUUUUUAUUUUUGCUAAGUGCCAUCCGGAGAAACUCACCGAGGGCUGCAAAUUCGUUUUCUGGUUUUGUUUUUUUAAAAAAUCACAAUA